This is a messenger RNA of Perognathus longimembris pacificus (Pacific pocket mouse), 459 nucleotides long. RefSeq names its product dynein light chain LC8-type 1 (gene Dynll1). Gene Ontology annotation, molecular function: dynein intermediate chain binding; dynein light intermediate chain binding. NCBI's taxonomy places the organism in Eukaryota, Metazoa, Chordata, Mammalia, Rodentia, Heteromyidae. Gene Ontology annotation, cellular component: cytoplasmic dynein complex. The coding region runs from base 1 to 270 and encodes 89 amino acids. Gene Ontology annotation, biological process: cilium assembly; microtubule-based process. The transcript has 2 exons. The record is from RefSeq and is a predicted model, not a curated record.
AUGUGCGACCGAAAGGCGGUGAUCAAAAAUGCGGACAUGUCGGAAGAGAUGCAACAGGACUCGGUGGAGUGCGCUACCCAGGCGCUGGAGAAAUACAACAUAGAGAAGGACAUUGCGGCCCAUAUCAAGAAGGAGUUUGACAAGAAGUACAAUCCCACCUGGCACUGCAUCGUGGGGAGAAACUUCGGUAGUUAUGUGACACAUGAAACCAAACACUUCAUCUACUUCUACCUGGGUCAGGUGGCCAUCCUUCUGUUCAAAUCUGGUUAAAAGCAUGGACUGUGCCACACACCCAGUGAUCCAUCCAAAAACAAGGACUGCAGCCUAAAUUCCAAAUAUCAGAGACUGAAAUCUUCAGCCUUGCUAAGGGAACACCUCAAUCUUUGAACCUUUAUUGUGUUUUGUACAGGGCAUUCUCUGUACUAGUUUGUUGUGAUUAUAAAACAAUUAGUAAAACAG